This is a messenger RNA of Thlaspi arvense, 996 nucleotides long. NCBI's taxonomy places the organism in Eukaryota, Viridiplantae, Streptophyta, Magnoliopsida, Brassicales, Brassicaceae. The record is from the annotation of a GenBank genome assembly.
AUGGAGGAGGGAAGUCUGUGGCAUCAAUGGAGUAUGUUCAGAUCUCUGCUAUCGAUUCUUCAAUGGUGGGGUUUUAACGUUACCGUUAUCAUCAUGAACAAAUGGAUCUUCCAGAAACUGGAUUUCAAGUUUCCAUUGUGGGUUUCGUGUGUUCACUUCAUAUGUUCAUCGAUUGGAGCUUACAUUGUGAUCAGAGUCCUGAAGAUUAAACCAUUGAUCGUGGUUGAUCCAGAAGAUCGAUGGAAGAGGAUCUUCUCAAUGUCAGUCGUAUUCUGUAUCAACAUUGUGUUGGGAAACAUCAGUCUUAGAUACAUCCCUGUCUCUUUUAUGCAGACAAUCAAAUCCUUCACUCCAGCAACAACAGUUGUGUUACAGUGGCUGGUAUGGAGGAAAUAUUUCGAGUGGCGUAUUUGGGCGUCGUUGGUUCCAAUUGUCGGUGGGAUCCUUCUGACUUCUAUUACAGAGCUUAGCUUUAAUGUGUUUGGUUUCUGUGCUGCAUUGUUUGGUUGUUUAGCUACCUCUACAAAGACCAUUCUUGCGGAAUCUCUUCUUCACGGAUACAAAUUCGAUAGCAUAAACACGGUAUACUAUAUGGCGCCAUUUGCGACCAUGAUUCUCGGAUUACCAGCAAUUUUACUUGAAGGAAACGGAAUCUUGGAUUGGUUCGAAGCACACCCGUCUCCAUGGUUGGCUCUCAUCAUCAUAUUGAGCUCGGGUGUUCUAGCUUUCUGCCUUAACUUCUCCAUCUUCUAUGUCAUUCACUCCACAACAGCAGUUGCAGUGGCUGUUUUGGUUUCAUGGAUGAUAUUCAGAAACCCGAUAUCACCGAUGAACGCUGUGGGAUGCGGAAUCACACUUGUGGGAUGCACAUUCUACGGAUAUGUGAGGCACAUGCUUUCUCAGCAGCAACCUGGACCUCCCAGGACUCCUCGUACCCCAAGGAACAAGAUGGAACUGAUCCCUCUACUAAAUGAUAAACCCGAGGGUAAAGUUUGA